Molecule: messenger RNA, 2788 nt
Organism: Paramecium octaurelia
Lineage: Eukaryota; Ciliophora; Oligohymenophorea; Peniculida; Parameciidae
Source: the annotation of a GenBank genome assembly
AUGUCAUUCUUAAAUUUUGAAUUAAAAUAAAACACUCAUGAUUACGAAAAGGAUAAAUUAGGUCCAGAUAAAACUUCCAAUAUGAUCAAUCCUAAAUAAGGGUCAAAUAGCGAAAUUUAAUUUUAUUCCGAACUAAGUGUUAUAGAUAGCAAUAGGCCAGUGCAAUAGUCAAGCUUAAUAAGGCCUUUAGCACAAAUUAAAAAGGAAUCCUCAGGAAGAUAACUGAAAUUUAAUGUAAAGUUAAUUUUGAGUAAACUUAGAAUUCAUAGAAAACUGUUAAAAUUGAGUAAAGUGCCAAUAAAAUUUCCAAUUUUCGCAAAGUGAUCCAUCAGAAUGAAGAAACCAUAAAGGUUGUUUAAACUAAAUUUUUGAAUAAGUUAUUAGAGGCAGCAAAUAUAUGGAGAAAAGAUAUAUUCGAUUACAAUAAGGACGUUAUAAAUAAUAUAUUUUCUUAUGACUCAAAGGAGUAGAAUAAUGGAGAAAUAAUCAAUUCUCAUUAGGGAAUUUUAAGCCUAAAAAUUGAAGUCUUAUUACCUACUUAACUGUUUGUAAAAAUUUGGGAUCUGAUGGCAAUAAUAAUAAUUGCGAUAACAUUAUGGUUUUCAUCAUUCGUAGCUACAUUUGACUUAUUUUAAAAUAACUUCUACAAAAUCGUAAUUUACAUAUUCAUCGCAUUCUUUUUUAUAGAUGCUUUUAUAAUCUGUCAUAAGGCCAUUAUUUUAUAGGGAGAACUGAUGUUAGAUAAAAGAAUUAUAAUUCAAUAAUAUAUAAAGGGCCAUAUUUAUGGAGAUAUCAUAAAUUGUUUAAUUUGGAUAAUUUAACUAUCUCAUAUUGAGGAUAUGCAUGCAAGACAAUUGCUCUCAUUGAUCUAGACAGUGUUUAUAAUCAUUAAAUUAUACAAUCGUUUAAACAAUUAUAUCGAUUGUUUAUACAUGAGUGGCAGUUUGAGUGAGUUGAUCGAUUUGAUCAUUUUGAUCAAUUACAUAUUUUUUUGUGUUCAUAUAUUUGCAUGUUAUUGGACAUACAUAGGAUUUGCAACAGAAAAUGAAGGCAUCAAUUGGCUGAUAAAAAACUCAGUUGAAAAUAAGGGACAUUGGGUUUAGUACAAUACGGCAAUGUAUUGGGCAACCAUGACAAUGGUAACAGUUGGAUAUGGUGAUGUAACAGCUGGAAACUAGUAUGAAAUUUUGUAUUCUAAUUUCGCUAUGUUUAUCAGUAGCUUAGUAUUUGCAUAUUCCAUGAAUUCGAUUGGAAUCAUCAUAAAGAACAUCUAAGUGUCCUCAAGUUUCUACAAGUAUGUAUAAAAAGAAUUCUUAGGAAAAACUUAAUCUUAAUGAAUACUUAUAUGAAAAAUAAUCUUGUUUCAGAUUCCAUUUAAAAUAGAGUGAGAAACUUCCUGAAAUAUUAAGCAGAAAAUAACCAACAAGCCAAUGCACAAGAUGUAACAUUAGAUAUCUUAUUGUUAGAUUCAUAAUAUUAUUGAUGAGUUUCCACCUUUACUUUAGGACGAAUUAAAAUAAGAUAUUAGAUUGAGGAUACUCAAAUAAAUUAAACUUUUUGAUAUCUUUACAGAGAAAAUUAAAUAUGCCGCUGCAAACAAAUUGGAAUAUGGCUCUUGUAUUCCUAAUGAUGUGUUAUUUGAUAAUUAGAUCAAUAACGAUAAUUCUUUGUAAGACUAUAUAUUAAAUAUAAAGAUAUUUCAUAGAGAAAGGAGAAGUGAUGAUCUAAGAGAGUGUGACUAAGAAAUAAUUGGAAACAUUUAAAUCAGGAGACUGUUUUGGUUAAUACUAAUUUAUUACGAAUAGUUCUCUACCAAUAAGAGCUGUGAGUCAGUCUUUUACAUAGGUCUAUAAGAUAUCUAGAAGUGAUUUCUUAAAGGUUUUGAAUACUAGUUCAAUCGAUUUUGAAACUUAUCAUAAUAUAAAAGAUAAGUUACUUCAUGGUCAUGAAAUGAGCAUUAUAAAUUAGAAAUGUAACAUCUGUUCUUCCUUUACUCACAUAAAUGUGUUUUGUCCUAAGAUUAGCUAUAGACCUGACUUAGAGAGAUUGAUUAAGUCAGAGUACUUUGUGAAAUAAGAGAGGAAAUAAAUCACUAGAAUAGAUAGACAAAAAAUCAAUUCUUUAGGAGAUUAUGAGAACAUAUUGAUUUCAGUAAAUUAAUAUCAGAAACAAGAGUUUAAUCUGUAAUCUUAAAACAAUUAUGAGAAAACAUCUUAAGAUCAAAAUGAUAGCUAAUUCCACUAAAAUAAAAAAAAUAAUUAAUCUAGUUUAUAACAAUUAGCACGUUAAUAAAGUGAUUAAUGUAAAUUAAUUUAAUUAUAUUAUAUUAGAGAAUUUCAUCACAUAAAAUUCCAUAGGAUCAUAGUUUGUUAAACAACAAUCUAAAUAGUUCGUUUUUUAAAAGUCUAGAGAAAUAUAAAAUCUUGAAAAUAUUCUAGAUUUAGAAAAUGUGGUCGUUUCAGGGCCAGUUGCCUAGGCAUAGAAAUUAACAACGAAAUAUGCAUUUUAAACCUCCGAUUUAAUUGAAGAUCAAUUGCAAAUUCACUUUUGUGACAUUGAUAUUGCCUUAAAAUCAUAAAUUUAUUUGCCCUAAAAUCAUAUCUCAGUCGUUAUUGCGUAAAAUAAUUAACGGUGUAUUAAAUAAUAGUAAAAAUGGGAUUUAAAUUAUAAAUACACGUUCUUUUAUCGAGUAGCUCGAUUGUGUAAAUUAGAGAAGCUAGUAAGUCAAAGUAAUCUAAAAAAAAAAAGAUUCGUCAUGAAGAAUAUAUAAAAAAAAGAAAAAUAGUGA